Ambispora gerdemannii is the source of this 411-nucleotide messenger RNA. NCBI's taxonomy places the organism in Eukaryota, Fungi, Glomeromycota, Glomeromycetes, Archaeosporales, Ambisporaceae. The record is from the annotation of a GenBank genome assembly.
AUGUCAUUUUUACGAAAACUUUCUAGCGAAUUUGUUAACGGAACGAAAAGAAUUUCCGUUGCAGCGACUGUCACCGGCAUGAAUAUGAUGUCAUCAAGUUCAUCGAAUAUUGGUACAGAUGCUGGUGGAUUACCACAAGAUCAUCCAGUUUGGAAAUUAGGCCGUCUCAAUCAUCUAGCAAUCGCCGUUCCUGAUCUUGAAAAGUCGGCGAAAUUUUGGCGCGAUGUCAUGGGUGCAGAAUCAGUCAGUGAAACAAAGGUUGACGAUGUAGUUGCCGCAGUAAAAGAUCUCGUCUCAAAAAAUGUCCGAUCUCUCGAUCCCGAACCGAAAAUCGGUGCUCACGGAAAACCGGUCGUGUUUCUACAUCCAAGGGAUUGUGGUGGUGUGUUAGUGGAGUUGGAACAAGCAUAA